This is a messenger RNA of Aureobasidium vineae, 630 nucleotides long. The record is from the annotation of a GenBank genome assembly. Lineage: Eukaryota; Fungi; Ascomycota; Dothideomycetes; Dothideales; Saccotheciaceae.
AUGGCACCCAAGGCAGCUCAGAAGACCCCCACCACUGGCGGCAAGGCCCCCGCCGCUGGCAAGGCUCCCGCUGAGAAGAAGGAGGCUGGCAAGAAGACCGCCGCCCCCUCCGGUGACAAGAAGAAGCGCACCAAGACCAGAAAGGAGACCUACUCCUCUUACAUCUACAAGGGUACGCCACCUCUACUUCCACUUCAUCCGAAUCGCGUCUUUUCCUUGAUCGCAUCACUUUGCUUCAUCGAAUCGGCCUUUUCGCAUCAGCAAAUCGCGUCUUUUCGCUUUCCUUUUACGUGUUUUGGACUUUCACUGACGCGUCUUUCACAGNUCCUCAAGCAGGUCCACCCCGACACUGGUAUCUCCAACCGUGCCAUGUCCAUCCUGAACUCCUUCGUCAACGACAUCUUCGAGCGUGUUGCAACCGAGGCUAGCAAGCUCGCUGCUUACAACAAGAAGUCGACCAUCUCUUCGCGUGAGAUCCAGACCUCGUACGUCUUCAAUCAGUCUCAUCUCUCACUCUCACUUUCUGACUCUCAUCCANGCGUCCGUCUCAUCCUCCCCGGUGAGCUUGCCAAGCACGCCGUCUCAGAAGGCACCAAGGCCGUCACCAAGUACUCUUCCUCCACCAAGUAA